Messenger RNA from Poecilia reticulata (guppy), 1983 nucleotides. The record is from RefSeq and is a predicted model, not a curated record. Lineage: Eukaryota; Metazoa; Chordata; Actinopteri; Cyprinodontiformes; Poeciliidae.
AAAACACUUUGACAAAAUGUGAAGAUCCAGGGGCGUGACUGUCAGGCAGUGUAGGAAUACAUAAACAACAAAUGGCCUUUAGAAAUCAGUUUACCUAAGAUGAGCAGUUUCUAGAUGUAUUGUUUUGGAGGAUACAUUUAAGAACAAACACGUGAUUCUCUGCUCAGAACUAUGAUUUUUCUACAGAGGAUAAAUGAGUGAAACAGCUGAGUUUUUCCAUAAUUGCAUUAAGUCCAUAAUUUCCAGCCAUCUGCCCAAGAGGCUCAAAACUACCCAACGUUCCCUGGACAUUCCAGCUUAAUGGACACCGAAAGAGAGAUGCAAUAAUGAAUCACAUUAAAAGUAAUCUCAUUUUCUUCUGUCUUUCCUUCUCAUUUAGGUUUUACUGGUGCUGCUGUUGAACCAGCCAUGAUCCUCAACGCCUCAGAGCUGCCCUGGGAGGAGUCCUCGGGUCUGGAACCUUUCUUCCCGCUGGACCACCAGGAAAGCUCCACUCAACCCGAGCUCCCACCCCUCACCGUCUGGGGCGUGGCCCUCUGCAUUUCAGGGACUCUCAUUGCCACCGAGAACGCCAUUGUGGUGACCACCAUCUUGGCCACCCCAUCUCUCCGCGCCCCGGUCUUCCUGCUGCUGGCCAGCCUCGGCCUGGCGGACCUCCUGGCAGGCGUGGCCCUCAUCCUGCACUUCCUCUUCCGGUUCUGCGUGGAGCCCAGCGAUUGGUCUGACCUGCUGACCUCGGGGCUGCUGGUGACCUCCCUGACGGCCUCCCUUUGCAGCCUCAUGGGCGUCGCCCUGGACAGAUACCUGUCGCUGAGCCACGCACUCACCUACGGCUCGGGCCAGUCGCGGCGCAGGGCCGCCACCCUUCUUCUGCUGGUCUGGUUGGGCGCUUGUGCCAUUGGCGCAGGACCCGCCAUGGGAUGGCACUGCCUUGAGGAGGCAAGCUCCUGUUCUGUAGCACGACCUCUGACCCGCACCUAUCUCUCCCUGCUGUGUGGUGGCUUCCUGAUGGUUGUAGUUGUGACGCUGCAGCUGUACGUGGGGAUCUGCCGCGUUGCGAGGCGGCAUGCCCACGCCAUUGCAACCCAGAGGCACUUCCUGCCCACCAACCAGCCGUACCCAAGCAGACACAGCAGUGGGAAAGGCUUCUCCCGCCUGAUCCUGGUCCUGAGUGUGUUUGUGGGCUGCUGGAUGCCCUUUUCCCUCUGGGGGCUGCUGGGAGACGCGUCCAGCCCUCCCCUGUACACCUACGCCACCUUGGUGCCGGCGGCCGGCAGCUCCCUGCUCAACCCCAUCCUCUACAGCCUGAGAAACAAAGACAUUCGGAAGGUGCUGCUCCACGCCUGCUGCCCACACAGAUCCUCGAACACCACGCGCACCCACUACCCAGUCGACGUGUGAGAUCAGUCAGAGCAGCACUCAAUCUAUGCCAGACAUAUCGUUGUGUAAUGUGCCAAAAACUCAAAAGUGUCGUAAACGUUCAAAGAGUGGAAAAACUUUUCCCUCCACUGAGUGAAACACGCCUACACGCCCAAGCAGCAUUUUUUUUUUUUUCCAGAGCUGAAGUCCUCCAAAUCAGAAUGUACUGAAUAGUGCUGGCCGGCGGCCAGCUCGGUACUAGAUGUACUGUCCGGUGUCUACUUUGUGCCUCAGACGACUGUAGCUCUGCUGGAUCUCCAGAAUCAAACAAUCAGAGGGACGCUGCGAGUUUGGGCCACAUCAGUGUGAGCACUUUAAGAGGAGAGGGAGCGCUGGGUCUUUAACACCUCGUGGUGUGAAAACGUGUGAUCCAAAGCCCAGUUUUAAUUACUUGAAACGUGUGAGAAACAAGCGGGAAUAUAUUUUUGCACAUGCUGAUAAAAGCACUUUGAGAUGUACUGACCGUAUGUUUGUUUUUUUUGUUUCUUUUUGUUGCACAACCUUUUGGAGAUGGAUGAAUGUUUUAUACUGAUGAAUAAUAAAUAAGUCUUUUUUUCUACUGUA